CAGCUCAAUUCGCGGCAGGUUGAACAUCUACUCAUUCAAGUGGGCGGGGGUAAUACUGCUAAAAAUAUGAAAAUAGUCUUUAUUACCAUCAGAUAAUCUAUUUAAAAUACUUCCAAAAUGCUGUACAAGUCUGAGAUGAGAAAGAGAAUGUCUGCUCUCGGCGUAGCUUCCAUGGCCACCUCAUUGACAAUUGACUCGGAUGUGUCGCCGAUAAGUGCAGCUGAUUUGGAACGGAGGUCUCUGGUUAUUUGGCGUCGUCCCUGGACGACCUUAAAGUAUAGCUCAUUGGAAGCAUGUCUGCUGUUACUUAAGCUGCUCGUUCGACUACUAGAUCGACGUCUUUUGUUGGGAGUUGUGAUCUUGAUUGUUUUCUGCUGCUUGCCGGGUCCUCAGGAGAAAUACGUGCGAAUCUGCCGGCAUAAUCUGGGUUUUGCUCUUUACUGGUUGGGCUUGGGAGUUCUGUCAUCGGUAGGAUUCGGGUCGGGAUUGCACACAUUUCUGUUGUAUCUUGGACCACAUGUUGCGGCUGUUACAUUGGCUGCAUACGAGUGUCAGACUCUGAACUUUCCAAUGCCGCCCUAUCCUGAUCAGAAGAUUUGCCCAAAGGAAGGAGUCUAUGAGCGACAUGUACCGAAUGUGUGGCAGAUAUUGACUAAGGUGCGCACAGAAUCCCUAUUGUGGGGAGUAGGUACAGCUCUGGGAGAGUUGCCACCUUAUUUCAUGGCCAGGGCUGCGAGGCUAUCAGGGAAAUGCAUGGAGGAUCGUCAGGAAAUAGCAGAGCAUCAACGACGUAGCUGGAAACUUGGUCUAUUCGAUAGAUGCAAGCUGUUUGUGGAGCGCGUUGUGUUGCGCAUCGGUUUUUUCGGCAUUCUACUUUGCGCCAGUGUGCCAAAUCCUUUGUUUGAUCUUGCUGGUGUUGCGUGCGGUCAUUUUCUAGUCCCAUUCUGGAAGUUCUUUCUAGCCACGUUGAUUGGCAAAGCGAUCUUCAAGGCCAACAUACAGCUGCUGAUCGUUGUUAUUGCCUUUAACGAGGAUCUGGUGACCAGGCUCAUCAAUUCAUUGGGCCGCUUACCUUGGUUCGGGCACAAACUACAGGCGCCCAUUCAAAAAGUUUUGACCAGUACCAAAUUGCGUAUGCACCGUAAAAUCAAGGACGACUCCAGUAGCGGUCUUGGAAUUGUGGCACAUGGCUUCCAGAUACUCGCUUUGCUUAUUGUAACUUACUUUAUAGUGUCCUUAUUAAAUGCGCUGGCCCAGAAGCAUUGUCAACGUAUGCAGGAUAAGGAAAGAGAGGAACGUACUCAGGAAAUCGAACUGAUGGAGCAUCGAUCAAAUGACAGCGACACUCAACAAGUAAUGGAAAUCAGCGACUUACUCUGAUCUCCAAUACCACAAAAAAGGACUACAGUGAUGUCUUUUUAGGGUGCUGCCAAGUUACUGUAAUGUUAACAGUGGGGCAACAGUGACGACGAGUGACGAUGAGUUGUGAUACUUGUUACUUGUGGUACAAAAUGAAACAUUACAUUGAAAUUUGUUGUAUUCUUUAUUUCAUUAUCAUUAGUUUUGUUUUGUUUUGUAUUUGGGUUUCUGUUCUUGUUGAUCUUGAUCUUUAUCGUAUUGUUGUGGUUGUUGUUGUGUUUAGUAUCCAUUGUACAUUUACAUUCAACAGCAAUUUAACACAAAGCUAAGCAUCGACUUAACGCAACGGUUUAAUUAAGACAUAAUUAAGUUUAUAUUAUUUGGGGAUCGAAAUUGAUUGAUUUGUUAUUAUGCCAUUUGAUUUGUUUCGUUUUUAAUAUGAUUCGUAUAAAAUGUUUUUUUUUUUUGUUUGUUUGGUUUUAAACUAAGCACACAGACAACACACACAUUCAAAUGAUGCAAGAGUUGAUGAUUGUUGAUGUCUAAGGAUAUCGAGCAAACACAACAUACAAACAUAUCUUCUCAUCUAAAAAAAUGCCGUUCUUACAUAAGUAAAUAUGUAUAUUCAAUGUAUUUACUGGGGGUUGGGGGAAUUACACCCUCUAUGCACACAUUCACACAUACUUCCUACGCCUACUUCUACAGCUAAAUUUCGUCUAACAUUUGCACUACGAUGAGUAUAUGGCCUGGCCUCCAUUUUGUAGUUGUAUUCCUACACCUACUCGGAUAUACUAUAUAGUAUAGUAUGUACUAUGUAUAUAUCUUUCUCUAUGCUUCGAAAGGGGUUUGUCCAGUACCUUGAUUUUAGUCGAGCUUUUAUCGCUUGGUUCGGCAUUUCCUUAACA
This is a messenger RNA of Drosophila sulfurigaster albostrigata, 2264 nucleotides long. RefSeq names its product vacuole membrane protein 1. Lineage: Eukaryota; Metazoa; Arthropoda; Insecta; Diptera; Drosophilidae. The transcript is spliced from 2 exons. The coding region runs from base 118 to 1380 and encodes 420 amino acids. The record is from RefSeq and is a predicted model, not a curated record.